This is a messenger RNA of Acanthosepion pharaonis, 573 nucleotides long. NCBI's taxonomy places the organism in Eukaryota, Metazoa, Mollusca, Cephalopoda, Sepiida, Sepiidae. The record is from the annotation of a GenBank genome assembly.
AUGCUACAUUUCCUUUUCCAUUUGUUUUCUUUCUUUCCCUCUCUCCUUCUUACACCUCAUCACUCUCUCGCAAGUUAUUCUCUCUCUUUCUCUCUCUCUCUUCCUCUCUCUCUCUUCCUUUCCUUUCUCUCUCUUUCUCUCUUGUCUGUCUACUUUUCACCACCUCUCUCUCUCUCUCUCUCUCUGUCUUACUGUCUUCUUUCUUCUCUCUUACUCUCUCUCUCUAUGUUUACCUAUCAAAGUCUCUUCCUAUCUAUCUAUUUAUCUAUCCCAGAUGCUUCAUUGAUUAUCUAUCUAUCUAUCUAUCUAUCUAUCUAUCUAUCUAUCUAUCCCCCACUCGCCUCUCUCUACCUAGUCAUAUCUAUCUAUCUAUCUAUCUAUCUAUCUAUCUAUCUAUCUAUCUAUCUCAGCCUAGUCAUAUCUAUCUAUCUAUCUAUCUAUCUAUCUCAGCCUAGUCAUAUCUAUCUAUCUAUCUAUCUAUCUAUCUAUCUAUCUAUCUAUCUAUCUCAGCCUCUAUCUCUAUCUCAUCCUAGUCAUCUAUCUAUCUAUCUAUCUAUCUAUCUAUCUAUCUAA